AAUCAUUUUAAUUUUUUUGCAGUUAAUUCAUCUUCUGGCAAUCUGCUACCCUUACUUCCGUGCUGUAGUGUGCUGGACACUUCUCCAAAAGUAACUGUUGGCUGUCUUCUAAAAGAUGCUUUGCCCUGGAAAAAGAUAGAAAUGAAGCCUGAAACUACUUACAAAAACAUUUCCAUAUCUGUAUACUCUGAUAAAAAAUAUAUCUACGCCACAUUCAUGAAGAUUGCUGUUAGUGACUGGGGGACAAAUCAACUCACCUGCACUUCUCAGAACAACACGCCUGUCAUUCUCACAAAUAACUACUGCAAAAGUCCUUUUGAAGGAAAAAGUAAUAUUGAAGUCCUUCUUCCUUCUUGUGGUAUUAAACCUGAAGACAAUGUUGUGCCAGUAGUGUGUCUUGUAUCAAAUUUUAAAGGCCAUAAUGUGAAUCUCCAGUGGCUUAAAAAUGGAAGUCCCUUUUAUACUGAUAAAAGCUUCAAACCUUUAAAGGGUGAUGGUGGUUUAUACUUUGGAAGAGGCUCACUGAAUAUCAGCAAGGAGAGCUGGAACAUGGAGGACGAAUAUACAUGUCAAGCAAAUUUGACGACAGAAAAUAACAUAAAAAAUAUUAGCAAAUGUUUAGCAUGUCAAGCAAACUUUGUCACACCAACUGUGAAGGUAGAAUUACCAUCCAGAGAAGAUUUUCUAAAUGACAAUGCAACAAUAACAUGCUCAAUUCUGGGCACUAAUUCAGAUGCCAGUCAGGUAUAUUUAAUGUUGGAUGGCGAAAAUUCAAAGAAGAAAGGCACAACUGUUCACACUGGGGACGGUCAAACGGUCAAACAAAGUUACAAGGUUACUGAUAAAGAAUGGGAGGUAAUCAAGGAAAUAAUCUGUGGGGUGAAGCAGCCCUGCUCUAUGCCAGAUGUUCAUGCAAAAAUAAAUAAACCUCUUGAAGAUAUCAAGCCAAAGACCCCCAGUAUUAACAUUUUAGCAUCUUGUUGUGAUGGAAAUGAAGCAGGCAUGGUGACAUUGGUGUGCACAAUCUCCAAUUUCUGGCCCCAAAAUAUUUUGGUGAAAUGGUUACAGAAUGGAAGCCUUCAUAAAGGUGACACUACCUCUGUCCUCCCAAUGCUUGACAGACAUGGAAAUUACUUUGCUACAAGCACACUGAAAGUUCCAAGGGAUAGCUGGUAUAAGGAGGAGUCAUACAUCUGUGAGGUUACCCACCAGAAGAAAACAUUUCAGGGGGAUAUAAGUAUAUGUAAAGCAUGGCAAUCAAUCUUUGUCACACCAACUGUGGAAGUAGAAUUACCAUCCAGGGAAGAUUUUCUAAAUGACAAUGCUACAAUAACAUGCUCAAUUCUGGGCACCAACCCAGAAGCCAGUCAAGUAUAUUUAAUGUUUGAUGGCAAAAAAUCAAAGAAGAACAGUAUAACCAUUGACAAUAGGAACAAUCAAAGGGUCAAGCACAGUUACAAGGUUACCGAUAAAGAAUGGGAGCCAAUCAAGGAAAUAUCCUGUGUUGUGAAGCAGCCCUGCUCUAUGCCAGAUGUUCAUGUAACAAUAAAUAAAACUCUUGAAGAUAUCAAGCCAAAGUCCCCCAGCAUUAACAUUCUAUCAUCUUGUUGUGAUGGAAAUGAAGCAGGUAUGGUGACAUUGGUGUGCACAAUCUCCAAUUUCUGGCCCCAAAAUAUUUUGGUGAAUUGGUUAUGGAAUGGAAGCAUCUAUAAAGAGGACACUGCCUCUGUCCUCCCAAUGCUUGACAGAAAUGGAAAUUACUUUGCUACAAGCACACUGAAAGUUCCAAGGGAAAGCUGGUAUAAGGAGGAGUCAUACAUCUGUGAGGUUACCCACCAGAAGAAAACAUUUCAGGCGAAUAUAAGUAUAUGUAAAGAUCACUUCUCAUUACCUAAAGGGUACAUACAAAAACCAUCCUUUAAGGACUUAUUUCUUCUAAAAAGUGCCAAUGUUUCAUGUAAAACUAACCUUCCUUAUGUUGACAUACACUGGAUGCUUAAUGGAAAGGAAAAAUUAAACGAGUUCAAUAAGGAAAAAAAUAAACCUGGCAAAUUAUCCUGGAUAGAGAGCACCUUGGAAAUAAGCUUAGAAGAAUGGAAAACAGUCUCCAACGUCUCCUGCAAAUUGCAUCCACCCAACAAUGUACUGCAAGAAAAGAUGACCAUUACACGGUCAAUUGAUCCAAGUGUGAUAAAAGCACCAAGAGUAUACGUACUUGUAACCAAUGCCGAGAAUGGGACAGAAGAAGACCAGUUGAGUUUAAUCUGUCUUGUGAAAGCAUUUUAUCCAGAAGACAUCUUUGUAACCUGGAAUGUCAAUGACACCAUAAUCAAGGAAGAUGUUCCAAACUCAGAAGACGUCACAUGUGACCAUAAAGGCCAACAAUGCUCAUUUGUCAGUCAUUUGUCCAUUUCAAAGGACGACUGGGCUGCAGGAAGGAUUUACAUGUGUCAAGUGGCUCAUAUCUCCUCUGAACUCUACUACAUAAAAAAUAUCAGCAAUUCUAAUGGUGAAACUACACACCCAAAAAAACCUUUGUCAACUGACAAUUCUUCUGUCUACCAUGAUGAUGGAGGAGAAGACCUUAGCGAUUCGGAAGAAAUUACCAAUAUAUGGACGUCAUCAUCAACUUUCAUUGCUCUCUUUUUGCUGACACUAAUUUACAGUGGUUGUGUGACUUUUGUAAAGGUUAAGUAAAAGUCAUUGAAGUGAAAACACAAACUGUGAAGUCCAUUACUCAAAGUUAUUAAGAGUUUUCUGCAACAUUUUUGGCUGAUGUAUCAAUCAAACUUUGAGGGUAUGUUAAAAGAAAGGAAUACGCUAAAUACAAUACAGAAAUGGUUUUAUCUGAACUAUAGAAGUUUAACUGCAACCGAGUAAGUCAUGGCAAGCAUAGAAAUUGAUAUGUAUUACAACAACUGUCUACUGAUGCUAGACAUGUGUGGUUUGUUUUGUUCAGAAUUAAUAUUCAGACUAAUUUUUCAUUAUUCAGAGAUUUGGAUAUAUCCAAAUACUUGAAUUACAAUAUAAACAAAUUUUACCGAAUGCUCCGAAUAACGUAACAAAAUUCAUCCAAAUUUCGAAAAUUCGGACUGAUAUUCGAAUUGAAUUUUACAUUGAACUCCAGUCGAAUUCUAACUACACAUAUUGCUGAAAUCAAAGACUGUGUGUGUUAUUAGAGUACCAUUUCAAAAUAAUGUUAAGCCAAAGGUGAUUUAAAGCGUCAUUGUAAUCAUUUGAUGGAGAUUUUUCUUUUGUUUGUUCCCUUUGCUGCAUUCAAAUCGAAAACAAUAUAACGUUUUUGUUUCGACCGAUUCGAAAAUGUAUCAAUUGAACGUUUCAAAUAAAAAAAAAUGGUAAAUUCAAAGAAAAUUCAAAGAAAAUUUGGAAUACAAAUUCCAAAUACGAAUUUAAUGAAUCAACCGAAUUGAACUCAAGGAAAUAACUGGAUUAACUAAUCGAAACUUUGUUCAUCGUGCACAUGUCUGAUGCAUGACAUGAUGUUAUAAAGAAUGUAGUCAUAAUUCGUUAUUAGAUGUAUAUAAUACAUAACCCUUUGUUAAUCACAGAAAUACCUAAUGCUGGGUCUUUAAAGUAUUUUUUUUUAAUUGCAUAGUUAAUACAUUUGUAAUGCUGUAAAGCUGUAGAGAUUUAGAACCUUAUACAUUGUAGUCUUGCUUUCUAGUUGUGACCGAUUUACAAAUAAAUUGCUUUCCAAUUUUGCAAAA
Messenger RNA from Rana temporaria (common frog), 3728 nucleotides. RefSeq lists its product as uncharacterized. The record is from RefSeq and is a predicted model, not a curated record. NCBI's taxonomy places the organism in Eukaryota, Metazoa, Chordata, Amphibia, Anura, Ranidae. The transcript is spliced from 10 exons. Bases 142 to 2697 code for a protein of 851 amino acids.